AUGCGAGUCGACUCGGAGCCGCCGAUGCUGGUUGCGCCGCCCGUGCAGCGCAACCACAUUCGUCCGCUGCUUUGGAAGAAUUUUCUGCUCAAGAAGAAGCACCCGGUCAAGUGGGCGCUCGAGAUCCUCGUGCCCGUGGCCUUUAUCAUCCUCCUCGGCGGCCUCAAGGUGCUCUUGAAAGACGUCAAGGUCCCGUCCGGGUGGUCGGACGAUACAACAUCCGUCGACGACUACACGGGGUCGGGCUACAACCUGUACGCGAGCCGCGGGCCGCGCUACUUUACGACCGAGACGACGUUCUCGGGCCUGCUUUGGAGCCUCUCGGUCAAGGCAUUUACCGAGUCGGCGUCGAUGGCCGACUUUACGGCGGCCCAAAACGUCUCGUGCGCGGCGUUCCUGCUUGAGGGCAAAGUCAACUUGGACCAAGCGUCGCCGAAUGCCAUUCCGUCGGCGUGCAGUGGGCGUAUUGUGCCCUACAAGAUCGCAGUCGUCCCCGACACGGCGUUCACGCGCAACUACUUUGCAAAACGGUCGCCGCCUGAUGAUUUGUACGGCAAAGAUCUGGCCCACCCGCGCAUUCACUCGGCCCUCGUCUUCCACUCGAGUGUGUCCGAGGCCCAGAUCGGGUCAGCCGUCUCGCUCGACUAUGCUAUUCGCAUGAACUCGACCAUGGACGACAACGGCAACCCCGGUGACAUCCCGCGCACCAAUGUCGCCAAUACGAACGCGCUUCAAAAGUCGAUUGAAACGAAAGACUACCAGCGCUACACGACGCGGGGCUUUCUCACGCUGCAGACGCUCGUGACGCGCUUCGCCUUGUGCCAGCCAACGUACAAGAACGGCGCGCCGGGCAACUGCUCGAACGCCAAGGCGACCGCGGUUGCGUCCUCGGGCCUGGAUGCGCGGUUGUUUGGCCACAUCCAAAACGACACGCUCUUGCAGCAGAUCAACCAGCUUCUGGGUCGCGCCUCGCUGCCAAUCGUCGACUGGAGUGCGGUGCCUCCGACGGCCAAGCAAGCGCUCUUGGUGCCAUUGCGCCAGGCGCCGCAGCCGUACUUGGGGCAAGCCGUGUACCCGUUUCCGAUCCAGGGCUACACGUCGUCGCCGUUCUAUACGAGCGUCUCGUCGUUCUUCGCGAUCAUCUUCAUCAUCUCGUACCUCUUCUCGGUCUCGUCGAUUCUCGUCGCGCUCAUCACCGAGAAGGAGAACAAGUCGCGCGAGCUCAUGAAGAUUCUUGGCGUCCAUGACCGCGCGAUCAUCUGGUCGUGGUACAUCACGUACGGCGCCAUCUUUGUCGUGGCCGCGAUCCUUCAAGCGGUCGCGAGCAAAGUCAACCUCUUCUCCAACUGCAAUGUCGUGCUCGUCUUCGUCUUCUUCCUCCUCUUUGGCUGGAGCGUUCUCGCGUACAGCUUUAUGGUGUCGUCGGUCUUCUCCAAGUCCCGCAUCGGCACGUACGUCGGCAUCAUUGGCUUCUUCAUCAUGUACCUCAUCACGUCCGGCUUCUCGGCGACGACCGCCGAGUCGACCAAGAACGCCAUGUGCAUCUUUUCGCCGGUGGCCAUGGCGUUUGGUGUCCAGACCAUGGCGAGCGCCGAGUCCAACUCGCUUGGCAUCACGUUUGGCAACAUCAACGAGCCGUACGAGAACUUUCGGUUCAUCACGAGCCUCUAUUUCAUGGCCUUUGAUAUUGUGCUCUAUACGCUUCUCGGCCUCUACCUCGAGAAGGUCGUGCCGAAGGACUAUGGCGUCACGGAGAAGUGGUACUUUUUCCUCUCGCCGUCGUACUGGCGCAACCGCCGUGUCGCGCGCCUUGUCACGAGUGUCAACCUCGACGACGUCGACUACGUCGAGGGUGCGGCCCACGACGCUAUCGAGCCCGUGGGCAUGGAGCUCAAGGCGCAAGAGGCAAGCGGCGAAGCGCUCCAGAUCCGCCAACUUCGGCGCGAGUUCAAGGUGCCCGGUGGCACCAAGGUUGCCGUGCACGGCCUCGACCUCACCAUGUACAAGAACCAGAUCACGUGUCUCCUUGGGCACAACGGUGCGGGCAAGACAACGCUCAUGUCGAUGCUCACGGGCAUGAUUCCGGCGUCGGGCGGCGACGCGACCUUCAACGGCCUCUCGUUGCGCAACGACCUCUCGGAGCUGCGCCAGUCGCUGGGCAUGUGUCCGCAGCACGACGUGCUCUACGCGGAGCUGACGGUCGAGGAGCACCUCAUCUUUUACGGUCGCAUCAAGGGCUUCUCGGGCAAGGCGCUGACGGAAGAAGUCGCCGACAAGAUUGCCGAAGUCGGCUUGACGGAAAAGCGACAUGUGGCGUCGAGCGAGCUCUCGGGUGGCAUGAAGCGCAAGCUGUCGCUGGCGAUCGCACUCCUUGGUGACAGCAAGAUUGUCUUCUUGGACGAACCGACGUCCGGCAUGGACCCGUACUCGCGCCGGUCCAGCUGGGAAAUCAUCAUGAACAACCGCAUGAACCGCAUCGUGGUGCUCACGACGCAUUUUAUGGACGAAGCCGAUAUCCUCGGCGACCGGAUCGCCAUCAUGGCCGAGGGGCAGCUGCGCUGCGUCGGCUCGUCGCUUUUUCUCAAGAACCGGUACGGCGCCGGCUACAACUUUGCGCUCGUCCGCACCGAGACGUGCGACACGGCGGCGCUCAUUGCGUUUGUCCAGUCGCACAUUCCGGUCGCCAAGGUGCUCUCGAACGUCGGGACAGAGAUGUCGUUCCAGCUGCCGCUCGACCACGCGCCGUCGUUCGCGGCCAUGUUUGCGGACCUGGAAGUGCAGAGCAGUGCGCUCGGUGUGCUCUCGUACGGUAUCUCGGUCACGACGCUGGAAGAGGUCUUCAUCAAGGUGGCGGAAAUCGGCGACGAGCACCAGCAGCACACGCUCCAGCCCCGCAACGACGCGAGCCCGCUCCUCUCGCCUGCUGGCUACAAGAUCAACACGGCCGAAGCGCCGCCGAGCCGGCUUCGCAUGUUUGGCCGCCACUUUGUCGCGCUCUUCAAGAAGCGUUUCCGCACGGCCAAGCGGGACAAGAAGAUUGUCGUGUUUGGUGCCGUGCUGCCCGUCAUCUUUGUCGUGCUCGGGAUGAGCAUUCUCAAGUUUAGCUCGCUCUCCAAGGACGACGACCCAAUCAACAUGAACCUGCAGAGCUACGGCAGUGUGACGCCGGUGCCUGUGACGUGCCAAGGCGACGCGGCGUGGUGCGCGGCGUUCCCAGCGGCCUACGCGGCCGGCAAGGUCUCGCUCCUCUCGGUGCCGACGCCUGCGUACUCGACCAACAACCCGACUGUGUUUGGUAUCACGUACACCAACCCGGCGAUCGCAGCCAACGACACGACUGGCACGUGCCUCGCCACUGGCUACGAGGUUUACCAGCGUGGCUACGGCGGGGCCGGUGCGUCGCCGGUGCUCGGUCAGUAUGGCGGCUACGUGCUCCAGGCGUCGUCCGUCGACAACACGUACGGCUACAACGUCUUGGUCAACACGACGGCUGUGCACGCAGCACCCAACUACAAGGCGGCGAUCGAUGAGACGCUCUACCAGCUUUUCACGCAGCAGCCUGGCAUCACGCUCAAGGUGACGAGCCACCCGCUGCCGCUGACGGCGAUGACCAAGACACUCUUCACGACGUUCAUGUCAUUUGCGACGUCGAUCUUUGUCGUGCUUGCGUUCGCCUUCUUCACGGCGUCGAUCGUCCCGUACCUCGUCAACGAGAAGCACCACUCGCACAACUCCAAGCACCAGCAGCUCGUGUCGGGCGUAAGUCUCCCGGCGUUCUGGCUCGCCAACUUUGCCUGGGACGUCCUCCUCUACAUCGUGCCGUGCGUCUUUGGUCUCGUUGCGAUCUACCUCUUCGACAUCACGCCCUUCACGGGCAACGACUGCUUUGGGUGCGCGGCGAACCCGUUUGGUGCUGUGAUCGCGCUCUUUGUGCUUUUGGGCCCCGCCCUUUGUUCGUUCUGCUACUGCCUCUCGUACCUCUUCUCGGACCCCGCGUCGUCGCAGACGUACACGAUCAUGACCAACAUCGGCUUUGGCACGGUGCUCAUCACAGUCUCGGUUGUCCUCGACGUUGUCGAGUCGACCAAGACGGCCAACGAAACACUCAAGUUUUUAUGGCGCCUCUCGCCGCUCUACUGCAUCGGCGGUGGCCUCAACGCGCUCAGUAGCUACACGAUCGAGUCGACCGUCGGCACCAAGGCGCCCGACACGUCUGCCUUUAGCACGGACGUCGCUGGCUACGAAAUCAUGUACCUCGCCAUCGAAGCCGUGCUCUUCCCGAUUCUUGCGAUUGGCAUUGACUAUGCGCUCAGCUUUCCCAAGAUCAAGGCCAAGCUCUCCAAGGACCCGGUCAUCGUCGACGCGCCGGUGGACAUUGACGUUGACGUCCAAGCCGAGGCAGAUCGCGUCAACAGCGGUCGCGCCGACAACGACGCCGUCGUCAUGCGCAACCUCCGCAAGGUGUACAAGGGCGGCAAGGUCGGUGUCUCCAACAUCGCGCUCGCGCUGCCCAAGGGCGAGUGCUUUGGGUACCUCGGCAUCAACGGCGCUGGCAAGACGUCGACGAUGAAGAUGAUGACGGGCGACGUGCUCCCGACCUCGGGCACGGCGACGCUCGGCGGCUUUGACAUUCUCUCGCAGCAGAUCGAGGUGCGCCGGCUCAUGGGCUACUGCCCGCACAGCUGCAUCUCGAUGGACCACGCGACCGGGUACACGCUCAUGGAGUCGAUCACCAAGAACCAGUACAUUCGCGCCCGCGACUUUUGUACGUGGUGGCUCACUGAAGACCGGUUCGAAGCGUUCAACGCCUUCUUGGCCACCGCGAUGGGUGCCGGCAAUGCGCAGCUGCUCGAGCGCCAGAACGACGUUGCGCGAUUCAAGCUCAUGAGCCCGACCAAGCUCCUUCUCUCGUCCGUUUUUUCGAUGCUCGAGGGCUGCAAGGCCGCGUACCACGUCGAAGAGUACACGGUGGCGCAGACGACAUUGGAGCAGAUCUUUAACAGCUUUGCGAGCCAGCAGACGCAAGAGAAGGGUGUUGCGCGCGGCGUGGUCGUCCCGACAUCCGAGGUGCACGAAGACUAUGUCGCUGUGCAGUAA
Messenger RNA from Saprolegnia parasitica CBS 223.65, 5097 nucleotides. RefSeq lists its product as hypothetical. Gene Ontology annotation, cellular component: membrane; intracellular membrane-bounded organelle. The transcript has 3 exons. Gene Ontology annotation, biological process: transmembrane transport; lipid transport. The coding region runs from base 1 to 5097 and encodes 1698 amino acids. Lineage: Eukaryota; Oomycota; Saprolegniomycetes; Saprolegniales; Saprolegniaceae. The record is from RefSeq and is a predicted model, not a curated record. Gene Ontology annotation, molecular function: ATP hydrolysis activity; ATP binding; lipid carrier activity.